AUGGAAGUUCUUCAACAAAAGCCCUCGAACUACGCUAUCCAUACCAGCCCAGCUCAUGACCUGCGGCUGGUAGAAUGCGAGAUUCCCAAGCUCGCACCCAAUGAAUGCCUCGUUCACGUACGCGCCACCGGUAUCUGCGGCUCUGACGUACACUUUUGGAAACAUGGACACAUCGGACCGAUGAUUGUGACCGGCGACAACGGUCUCGGCCAUGAGAGUGCCGGAGUGGUCCUAGACGUCGGCGAGGCUGUCACGCGCUUCAAGCCCGGUGAUCGAGUUGCUAUGGAAUGCGGUGUCCCUUGUUCCAAAGCCACCUGUGACUUCUGUCGGACCGGCCUCUACCAUGCCUGCCCAGACGUGGUGUUUUUCUCGACUCCCCCACAUCACGGUACACUACGCAGAUACCAUGCCCACCCCGAGGCAUGGCUGCAUAAAAUUCCCGACAAUGUGACCUACGAGGAGGGCUCACUGCUGGAACCACUGACAGUCGCAUUGGCGGGAAUUGACCGCUCGGGGUUGCGACUGGCUGAUCCAUUGGUUAUCUGCGGUGCUGGCCCGAUAGGCCUAGUUACCUUGCUGGCUGCCAAUGCAGCCGGUGCCGAACCCAUCGUUAUAACCGAUCUCGACGAAAAUCGGCUCGCCAAGGCAAAGGAGCUGGUACCCCGUGUGAGACCGGUAAAGGUAGAGAAGGGAGAGAGUUCGUCGGAUCUCGGACAGCGGAUUAUAAAGGAGCUUGGGCAGGAAGCCAAGCUCGUGAUGGAGUGUACGGGUGUAGAGAGCAGCGUGCAUGCUGGGAUUUAUGCAACGCGCUUCGGAGGUACUGUGUUUGUGAUCGGCGUCGGGAAAGAUUUCCAGAACAUUCCCUUUAUGCAUAUGUCGGCAAAGGAAAUCAACCUGAAAUUCCAAUAUCGGUACCAUGACAUUUACCCGAAGUCAAUUAGUCUAGUGGCUGCAGGCAUGAUUGACCUCAAACCGCUCGUGUCGCACCGGUACAAGUUGGAGGACGGGCUACAGGCGUUUGCUACUGCUAGUAACCCUAGUUCUGGGGCCAUUAAGGUGCAGAUUCUGGAUGAUUAG
This is a messenger RNA of Aspergillus ibericus CBS 121593, 1077 nucleotides long. RefSeq names its product NAD(P)-dependent alcohol dehydrogenase. Gene Ontology annotation, molecular function: L-iditol 2-dehydrogenase (NAD+) activity; zinc ion binding. Lineage: Eukaryota; Fungi; Ascomycota; Eurotiomycetes; Eurotiales; Aspergillaceae. Gene Ontology annotation, biological process: D-sorbitol catabolic process. The coding region runs from base 1 to 1077 and encodes 358 amino acids. The transcript is spliced from 3 exons. The record is from RefSeq and is a predicted model, not a curated record.